Molecule: messenger RNA, 2803 nt
Organism: Austrofundulus limnaeus
Lineage: Eukaryota; Metazoa; Chordata; Actinopteri; Cyprinodontiformes; Rivulidae
Product: ankyrin-3
Cellular component (GO): cytoplasm
Molecular function (GO): protein binding
Source: RefSeq, a predicted model, not a curated record
UCUCCUGGACACGCUGCUCUCACACACCCGCCGGCGGAUGAGACACGAGGAGGAGGAGGAGGAGGUGGGAGACGCUGCCUUCAUCUCUCCCAUCACUCCAUCACUUUGACAUAAAAAGAAAAAGAAGGAAAGAAAUGCAGAGCAACAACCACAAGAGAGGACACACAGGAUAUAACAUACAUAGUUUUUAUUAAAGAGAAAAAAAAACCUACUCUUCCCCAUUCUCCUUUUCAAGGAGGGCAUUUUUCUUCCCUUUCCCCCCCUUUCCUUUUCUGCCCCGAUUUUUUCCUCUGAGAUCCCGGUGUUGCUGCCCCACUGAACUUCUCCGGGAUUUCAGGUGAGGCGCGCGUGUGUAGUGUGGGGUGCCUUUAUUUUUUUUAUUCCACGUUUUUUUUUUCUGCCACCUGUCAUGGCGCACGCGGCCUCCCAAUUGAAGAAGAAUCGGGGGGAAGUGGAUGUGAAUGCGAUAGAGGACGAGAAGGAGAAGCGGCGGAAGAGCAGGAGAGCAUCGUCCCGGGAACAAAAGAGAAAGUCUGAUAGCAAUGCCAGUUACCUGCGAGCUGCCCGGGCAGGGAACCUUGAAAAAGUCCUUGACUACCUCAAGUCUGGAGUUGAAAUUAACAUCUGCAAUCAGAAUGGCCUGAACGCUCUUCAUCUGGCCUCCAAAGAGGGGCAUGUGGAGGUUGUUGCUGAGUUGCUGAAGCUUGGAGCCGCUGUGGAUGCAGCCACAAAGAAAGGAAACACUGCUCUGCACAUAGCCUCACUGGCCGGCCAGGGGGAAGUCGUCAAAGAGCUGGUCACUAAUGGAGCCAAUGUCAACGCACAAUCACAGAAUGGCUUCACUCCUCUGUACAUGGCAGCCCAGGAGAAUCACCUGGAGGUUGUUCGGUUCCUACUGGAGAACAGCGCCAGCCAGAGCAUCGCCACAGAGGAUGGUUUCACCCCUCUGGCAGUGGCCCUCCAGCAGGGCCAUGACCAGGUGGUCUCCCUGCUGCUGGAGAACGAUACAAAGGGCAAGGUGCGUCUGCCUGCCCUGCACAUCGCUGCUCGCAAGGACGACACCAAGGCCGCGGCCCUGCUCCUGCAGAACGACCACAACGCUGAUGUUGAGUCCAAGAGUGGUUUCACCCCCCUCCACAUUGCAGCUCAUUAUGGAAACAUUAACGURGCCACACUGUUGCUGAACCGAGGGGCUGCUGUGGAUUUCAUGGCUCGGAAUGACAUCACACCGCUUCACGUGGCAGCAAAAAGGGGCAACAGCAACAUGGUCAAGUUGCUGCUGGACAGAGGGUCCAAGAUUGAUGCAAAGACCAAGGAUGGUCUGACACCUCUCCACUGUGGAGCGAGAAGCGGGCAUGAGCAGGUGGUCGAAAUCCUGCUGGACCGAGGAGCUCCUAUCCUGUCCAAGACCAAGAACGGCCUGUCGCCGCUGCACAUGGCCACCCAGGGGGACCACCUGAACUGCGUCCAGCUCCUGCUCCAGCACGACGUGCCGGUGGACGACGUCACCAACGACUACCUGACGGCUCUGCACGUCGCUGCGCACUGCGGUCACUACAAGGUGGCCAAGCUCAUUGUGGACAAGAAGGCCAACCCAAACGCAAAGGCUCUGAACGGUUUCACGCCGCUUCACAUCGCUUGCAAGAAGAAUAGAGUGAAAGUGAUGGAGCUUUUGCUUAAACAUGGGGCAUCYAUCCAAGCUGUCACUGAGUCUGGCCUGACACCCAUCCACGUGGCAGCSUUUAUGGGGCAUGAAAACAUUGUCCAUGCACUGACACGGCACGGAGCAUCACCCAACACCACCAACGUUCGAGGGGAGACGGCCCUCCACAUGGCAGCCAGGGCAGGCCAAGCAGACGURGUGCGAUACCUGCUGAAAAACGGAGCCAAGGUUGACACCAAGUCCAAGGAUGAUCAGACAGCGCUGCACAUCUCCAGUCGGCUGGGGAAGGUAGACAUCGUCCAGCAGCUGCUGCAGUGUGGCGCCUCUGCCAACGCUGCCACCACUUCAGGUUACACCCCACUGCAUCUGGCAGCCCGAGAAGGACACCAAGAUGUUGCUGCCAUGCUGCUGGAGAACGGUGCCUCGCUUUCAUCUGCAACUAAACAGAAAGGCUUCACGCCGCUGCAUGUGGCGGCAAAGUACGGCAAGAUGGAGGUGGCCAGCUUGCUCCUUCAGCGGAAGGCCCCACCUGAUGCUGCUGGAAAGAGUGGGCUAACUCCACUGCAUGUAGCCGCUCACUACGAUAAUCAGAGAGUGGCGCUGCUGCUGCUGGAUCAGGGAGCUUCCCCGCACGCUGCCGCCAAGAAUGGCUACACGCCUCUCCACAUUGCUGCCAAAAAGAACCAAAUGGACAUCGGGACCACUCUGCUGGAGUACGGCGCCGACACCAACGCAGUGACACGGCAGGGCAUCAGUCCCAUUCACCUGGCGGCGCAGGAAGGCAGCGUGGACCUCGUGUCCCUGCUGCUGGCCAAGAACGCUGACGUCAAUGUGUGCAAUAAGAGCGGACUCACGCCUCUGCACCUAGCAGCUCAGGAAGACAAGGUCAAUGUUGCAGAAGUCCUUCUCAACCAGGGGGCCAACGUCAACCCACAAACAAAGAUGGGUUACACACCGCUGCACGUGGCUUGUCACUACGGCAAUGGAAAGAUGGCGAACUUUCUGCUGCAAAACCAUGCCAAAGUCAACGCCAGAACCAAGAAUGGGUACACUCCUCUACACCAAGCAGCUCAGCAGGGCCACACCCACAUCAUCAACCUGCUGCUUCAGCACGGAGCCUCCGCCAACGACCUCACAGCG